AUGGUAGCCAUUCAUCAAUCUAUUCCAUCUUUUCAACUUUCAUCGCCACCUAACCUUGAGAUCCUAUCAGUACAACUAGUAGCUAGGGGCUCCCCAAUAAUCUGUGUUGUAUAUGUACCUCCGAACUCUGACAACAGCUACCUAACCCCAUUAUUUGAUUACCUUAACUCUCUCUUAACCACCAAUUGGGUACUCCUACUGGGAGAUUUUAAUUCCCCAGACAUCUGCUGGUCUACUCUCUCUGGUAACACUCAAUAUUCUCGGACUCUCUGUGAUUUCAUUUUUCGUCAUAACCUCAAUCAAUUUGUAGACUUUCCAACACACACAAGUGGUCACAUCUUAGACCUUAUCAUUUCAUCUCCAGAAACAGACAUCUCUGGACUAAGCACUCUGUCCUCACCACUCAAAUCAGAUCAUCACUUGCUGGGUUUCUUUUUUCUUCUUUCCACUCACAUAUCCCGCCCUUGUGACACCUCCCCUAGAUUCUCCCACAACUACCGGAAAGCUGACUUUGACAGUAUUUCUGACUACCUACUCAAUCAUGACUUCGGUCAGUACUACGAAUCUUCUGACAUUGAGUUUCUGUGGCAUCACCUUCAAGAAACCAUCUUCUCAGCAAUCUCACUUUUUACUCCAACUAUAAGUAGGAGGCCACACUCCCACCCCCCCCCAUGGUUCACUCCCUCUGUAAGAAACCUACUGAACAAAGUUCACUUUCUACGGAGGAGAUGUAGGCUCAGACCAUCACCAACUGCAACAUCUCUCUUAUCUCAAGCAGAACCUGCCAUAAACAAAGAGAUUGCUGAUGCAAGGGUAGCUUAUGAAUCCACCCUAGUUGAGGCAUUUGCCUUCUCAAAGGACUCUGCCAUUUACCGCUAUAUCAGAAGCUUCUCUAAAUGUAAUGGCAUUCCUACUGUGCUGCAACAUCAGUCAGAACUACUCUCUACAGCUGUGGACAAAGCAGCUGCUUUCAAUAACUACUUUCACUCCGUAUUUAACUCAUCCAACACAGACAUAGAUGUAUCUAACUUACCUUUCCCAGACAAGUCAAUCUGUUCCAUCUCCAUAACUGUGGAGGACACUUUUGCUGUACUUUCCACACUGAACAUAUCUAAGUCAAUGGGUGGUGAUGGCAUCCCCCCUAUAAUACUCCAGAAGUGUGCUGCUGCUCUG
This is a messenger RNA of Amphimedon queenslandica, 1173 nucleotides long. RefSeq lists its product as uncharacterized. Gene Ontology annotation, molecular function: catalytic activity. Gene Ontology annotation, cellular component: extracellular matrix. Gene Ontology annotation, biological process: cell adhesion involved in heart morphogenesis; larval heart development. The transcript has a single exon. The annotation marks the transcript as partial. NCBI's taxonomy places the organism in Eukaryota, Metazoa, Porifera, Demospongiae, Haplosclerida, Niphatidae. The record is from RefSeq and is a predicted model, not a curated record.